Huiozyma naganishii CBS 8797 is the source of this 2370-nucleotide messenger RNA. It is a transcript of the gene YPP1, whose product is annotated as Ypp1p. The transcript has a single exon. Lineage: Eukaryota; Fungi; Ascomycota; Saccharomycetes; Saccharomycetales; Saccharomycetaceae. The record is from RefSeq and is a predicted model, not a curated record. Gene Ontology annotation, molecular function: protein binding. The coding region runs from base 1 to 2370 and encodes 789 amino acids.
AUGCUUGCAACAAAUGUGAUCAGGGACUCUGUUGCAGAGGCGCUGGAGAGACGGAUGAUGGGUGCAUCCACCUUCGAAUCUGGUGUUCCCCUGCUUGACAACAUACUGGCGCUACAGUUCCGAUUAUACUACCAUCUGUCUCAAAAUAAUGGAAUUUCGCAGGACGUGGGCCGUGUCUUGAUGGAUCAGUGUAAGAAAAUGGAGGCCACAGCGGACCAAACUGUUACUCUAGCCCAGGAUCCAGCAACUUUGAACCUGGCAACCAAGAUUCUAGUGAAUUGUAAGUGUAUCAUUUUGUUCUAUUUGGCGGAUUAUGACACAUCUAUGAAACUGCUAGAUGAGAACUUCCAAGCAGGUAUGGCUAGAAGUGAAAAGGGAUCCGUUUACCACGAUUUCCACAGUCUGUUGGAUUUGGAAAAUUUAUACUACAAAGCUAAAAUCACGGGGAAUCCACUGAUACACUACCAAAAGCUGUUGCAAGUUAUUGACUACAUUCCGAAAAAAUCGUACGGGUACGUGUAUUACUACUUGCAAUUGAUCGCUUUAGAGUUGAACGCGCCCAGUUUGGAAAAUUUGUUUGAGAAGUUCAAAUCUCGUAACCCGCUCAUUGCAAUGAUGUACGUCGAAGCAUCUAGGGAUAAUGAUACAGACUUGGAUACAGAACAACCCAAAAUGUUACAGUACUGCGAAGAAAUUCUGUCGAGGGCGAAAUUUCCAAGAGCCAACGAAUCAAAUGACACUACAUUGGAUCAGGUCCACAUAGUGUUACAGAAGUUUUUGAUAACACUGAACCAUAAACCACUUCCACAGUGGAAAACAUUCAUCAUCUCGUCGAUGGCGAAGACAUUUCAAAGUAUCACCGUAAGCAAAACGGCUAUGAUAUAUUUCAUGCUAAAUGGCGAGAUAAAGGAGUCCAUUUUGAAUUUUGUCAACCUCGAGAAAUAUACGAAAAGGGACUACGCACUAAACGAAAACCGGUUUGAUGACAUCGUCUCCCUCAUAGAGUCUUACAACUUCAUUUUGAAUAAGACUAAACCAUCGAACUCAAUUAGAAUACUGUUCCAAUUCGAGACUUGCUUGGAGAACUUAUUGAAAUUGCUGCUAUUCCUGUACAAAGAUUUACAGUUCCCCAUUACGAACAAUCCCAAGGAUUGCUUAAAUUACGCAUCCACUGCCAAAAAAAUUGUAAUCCCUAAAAACGUGGCAAUAACGCUGUUCAGCUCAUGGAAAGUCAUAUACGAUAGCCAUUCAACGGAACUGCAAUUUUUACAGUCCGGAGAUCUGGUGUCCUAUAUUUGUAACGCAAUGUCUUUACUCCCCAAAAAGGAAAUGAAUUUAGAGAUCCAGUUCCAGUAUGCAUACACUCUAGCAUGUAUGAGAGAAAUCGAAAGCUGUAUUACAUUUCUACAAGAUCAUAUCCUAAACGAUCACCCAACAUUUUACAGAGCUUGGCAUCUAUUGGCGUUAUGCCAUUCAGUACAGGAGGAUAAGCAAGAUUCAUACAAGAUUGUCUGCUCAGUUAUAGAAUCUAUGGUAACCGAUGCCAAGACUCUAACUGAUGAGGAUAAAUGGCAACUGAUCAGCAUGAAAUGUACACAAUUAUGUCUGAUCGAUGAAAUCUUUGGGACAAGCGACGCGCUUGAAAUGGUUGUCGAUUUGUUUGAACUGUAUCAUGAUUUGUACGACUCUUCUCCAGAGACAACCGCUGACGAUACAUCAUCCACGAGGUGCAAGGAGUACCUGUUACAGAAUAUUUGGCUGAUGGUUGCUGAUUUCUACAUGAGGAAAUACGAGCAAGAAACCAGUCUGUUGGAUCCAGCACGACCUGAAGUUACGGAAGAAAUCACAAGUCUGUUAAAGGAAGCUGAAAACGCCGUCGCGGAGGUGUCCAAAAUCAACUCUCCCAAAAUGAAAAAUAUCAACUGUAACGUGCACCAAAGCAGAUUAUCAAUGUUGGAAAAAGAUUGGCAUAAAGCCCUGGGGGAAGUAGAGAAUGUGUUGUACUAUGACGAUGUUAAUGUGGGAGCUAUCGUAGGAUUUGCAGAACUGAUUGUGCCCGAGUCCGAACAGAAUGUCGAGUUGGAAACCGAAUUAUCAAUGAAGGGACUAUCAGCUAAAACAGACCUUUCAAAAGCCGAAGAGGUCUUUGCCAACGACACCGAUAAAUCUGCUGCGUAUGCAAGGCUGAAGCUGCUCCUGGAGUGUUCCAUUCGGAAAUCAAUCGAUGCGUACUAUUCUGCUGAGAUUUGGUGGUACCUGUCCCUGAUAUAUGAAAGAUACCGCAGCAAGCAGUACAAGGACGCACUCCUAACAUGUAUCAGGAACAAAGAAACGACGCCGAUACGAGAAUUUAAACACUGUAAGUAUUAG